Prorocentrum cordatum is the source of this 882-nucleotide messenger RNA. The record is from the annotation of a GenBank genome assembly. NCBI's taxonomy places the organism in Eukaryota, Dinophyceae, Prorocentrales, Prorocentraceae.
GAGGGCUUCGGGGCCAACGUCACCGGCUCGCACACCUUCGGCAGCCUCAUCAAGGCCUACGGCCACGCGAAGGACAUCAAGGGCGUCUGGCGCUGCUGGAGCGAAAUGCGGAGCAGGCAUGUGCGCCCCACCAGCAUCACCGCUGGCUGCAUGGUCGAGGCUGUGGUCAGCAACGGCGACACCGAGGGCGCCUACGACCUGGUCCGCCAGAUGCAGCAGGACGAGCAGUGCCGCGGCAUCCUGAACUCCGUGGUGUACUGCUCCAUCCUGAAAGGCUUCACGCGCGAGAGGCGCCUCGACCGCGUGUGGACGGUCUUCAAGGAGAUGCUGAGCCAAGACGUGGACCUGUCCGUCGUGACCUUCAACACCGUUCUGGACGCGUGUGCCCGCUGCGGGUCCAUGGACCAAGUCCCGAAGCUCCUUGCAGACAUGAGAAGCGCGGGGGUGAAGGCCAACAUCAUAACGUACAGCACCAUGAUCAAGGGCUACUGCCAGAAGGGGCAGGUGCCGAGGGCCUUCUCCGUGAUCGAGGAGAUGAGGCGGGAGACGGACCUGAAGCCGGACGAGAUCAUGUACAACUCUCUGCUCGAUGGCUGCGCCCAGAGCAACUUGGUGGACGAGGGUCUCCAGCUGCUGCAGCAGAUGCAGGCCGAGGGGGUGCCGCCCAGCAACUUCACGCUGUCGCUGCUGGUGAAGCUCAUGAGCCGCGCCCGCAGGCUGGACACGGCCUUCCAGCUCGUGGAGGACGUCUCGACAAAGUACGGCUUUCGCCCGAACGUCCACGUGCUCACCAACCUGAUACAGGCAUGCGUCUCCAACAGGCAGCUGAGGCGCGGCCUGGAUACCUGGGAGGGCAUGAUCCGCGACAGGGUGCCGCCGGAC